AUAAAUCAAUAAAGCACAAGCCUACAUUAAACAUGCAUUAAAAUUUUGGUGGUACUCAAACGACUGACUUAAAAGCAAACGCUUCGAAAAUAUUUAAUCUAAUCUCUCUCAACUACAGACCAUGGAUUGCGAGAAAGGCGACGCUGUAGUCGGCCCACCUGGGCCGCCCACUCACAAGCCAGACACCACACUGAACAUGGACAUCGAUGAGCUGAUGUCGUCCAGCAGUGCUGAUGAGACUCCACCUGGCAUGAUUGUGGUCGAGACAUGUGUGAAUGACAAGGACAAGAGCGUUUUGCCGCUUAAACAAAGCCACGGCCUUCAGCAGGGGAAACUCUUACCAAAGCCUGCAAAUGUCGAAUUGCAUCAAUUGAGCGACUCCGGCAGUUUGUUGACAGUCACAGAACAGGCCAGUUGCUCGACCAAUUUGCACAUGAAACCGAAUGUUAAAUUUCAGCCUUUGCCGACUAGUCUACACUGUGCACACGGCCGGAGGUCAGACGCAGAGGCGAUGCUGGCGGCAGCUACCAGCUCAGCAGCAUCACCUGAUUAUGGGAUAAGUCAUGCGACUCGCAUUGACGGUGCCACACAAUGCAAUACAAUGGAAUAUGACAUGGCAGCUCCGACCGCCAGCGAAUCGAUGCCCUCAAUUGGCUCUCUCGUCUGUCGCAUUUGCCACAAUGCCGAUAAUCCCGAGCAACUCGUGUCGCCAUGUUUGUGCAAAGGCUCCCUGGCAUAUGUGCACAUACACUGCCUGGAGCGCUGGAUUAGCACCUCACGCUGUACGACCUGCGAGCUCUGCCAAUUCCAAUACAAUACGGAGCAAACACUGCGCUACACCUGCCUACAAUCCCUGCGCCUUUGGUACUCGCGUGCUAUGAGCCGACGCGCCCUGCAGGAGGAUUGUCAAAUGUUCUCGCUUCUCACACUGGUGGCCUUUGGCAUAAUUGGCACAUUGUUGGUGGGCAUUCAGUAUUAUGCAAUGCACACACAGUCGUGGGGCUUAAGCAAACUGUGGACCAAGUCCUGGAUGUUGUUCUUUCUCUUUAUGACGAUUACUGUUUACUUCGCCAACGUGUACAUGCUAAUCAAGUCCCAGCUGACGCCAUGGUACCGCUGGUGGCAGUCAGCGCGAGACAUCAAGCUGAUCCUGGAAAAUCGACGACCUUUUCGGAAUCCUAGUCGCAUGCGGGAGUGCCCAGUGGACACAGCCUCAACAACAGCGUCCAUGUUCACGCAUCAUGAUCAGUUGGACAUAUUGUUGCAACAAACCCCGCAUCAGCCGGACCGUGUAUUUUUUACACCCACAGCCAGUCAAACGAUUGUUACAGCGCCCCAGGGCGCUUCUGAAGCGCGGACGGUGCCAAAUAGCGCCACAGCAGCCAUCGCGUUGGCCUUGCAGGGACCCAUGUCCAGCCCUAUCUGUGGCGAUUGCAAGUCGCAGCGCACUCCCACGCCGAUAACAGUAUCGGAUGAAGUGGCUGGUGCGGGUGCGGGCUUGGGCUCGGGCCCGGGUGCAGUCCCUACGUCGACGGGGAGCGAUGCCUUAUCGCGGGCACUUCACGUCGCUUUGCAUAGCACCUCGAAUACACAAGCCGAUUGCAAGGCUGUUGUGAAGGACGACCAUGACAAAAAGGAUCAGGGCAAGCCGAAUGCGAAGAGCGACAAGUAGUCUGUGUAAAGUGGAUGCUCAAGGACAAACGCUGUUUGCACAGCAUUUUGCUCGUCUAUAUGUUAUGUGCUACUUGUGCUCUGCUUCGAUACACCGCUUUCCCCGCGUUUUCAGUCUAUAUAUAUUCCAUUUGUUGUAGUUUCAAUGCUUUUAAUGAACUUCCAAAAACAGCUUGAAUUAAAUGCGCCAACUUGAGCUUAA
Molecule: messenger RNA, 1873 nt
Organism: Scaptodrosophila lebanonensis
Lineage: Eukaryota; Metazoa; Arthropoda; Insecta; Diptera; Drosophilidae
Exons: 6
Coding region: 122-1672 (516 amino acids)
Biological process (GO): protein ubiquitination
Molecular function (GO): zinc ion binding; ubiquitin-protein transferase activity
Source: RefSeq, a predicted model, not a curated record